Molecule: messenger RNA, 589 nt
Organism: Scomber scombrus (Atlantic mackerel)
Lineage: Eukaryota; Metazoa; Chordata; Actinopteri; Scombriformes; Scombridae
Product: cytochrome c oxidase subunit 6A, mitochondrial
Exons: 3
Coding region: 22-360 (112 amino acids)
Biological process (GO): mitochondrial electron transport, cytochrome c to oxygen
Cellular component (GO): mitochondrial inner membrane
Molecular function (GO): enzyme regulator activity
Source: RefSeq, a predicted model, not a curated record
CCUCCGUCACAAGAAAGGAAAAUGGCGGCUGUCGGACGUAUCUCUCAGUUGUUGCUGAGGUCUUCUUUGACCCAGGCCCGCCGUCAGCUCUCAGCUGCUGCUGCUCACGGCCACGGCGACCAAUCUGCCAGGCUAUGGAAGAUUCUCACCUUCGUGGUUGCAUUCCCUGGUGUUGGUGUGUGCAUGUUGAACAUGUACCUGAAGGAGCAGCAGCAUAGCCACGAGCAGCCAGAGUUCCACCCCUACUCUCACCUCCGCAUUCGCAGCAAGCGUUUCCCCUGGGGAGAUGGCAACCAUUCACUCUUCCACAACGCACAUCUGAACGCUCUUCCUGGUGGCUAUGAGGGCCAUGAUGAGUAAACCCUCCCUCCAGACCUCAACAAUGGAACGGGGACCAGACCUCACUCUGAGAUAGUUACCUGACCACACUCUCAUUCACAGUUUACUCUUUUCAUUUCUAUCGUUUACCUCUGUGCUCACAACAUGGAGCACCGUAACCAACAGUUUCUUUGCUCUGGACCAUUAAACAAAAAUGUCUGCUUAAACUGAAUUAUCCUAAAUAAAGUAACUAUUAUUAUUAUUACCUCAA